GUAAGACACAUCCGUUGUACACGAGAAGUUAAGCUGUGCCCUGGUCGGCCAUGCUCUGGUUAUGAGCCACUCAGGAGUGAUUCACAUGCAGGGAAAGGGCGUGGGAGUGACGCUUCAAUCCUGCCCCUGACCCUGCCUGACCCCUCGGAUAUUGGCCUAAGGCCAACACCUACUGUGAUUUGGGACAACACAGUAACGAAGCUAAUAGAGAUAUCUAGUUUGGCCCUCAUCCAGGCCUACAUCGGAGUUGUAAACCCAUAAAUGGCUCCGGCUGUGACCACGCCGCCAGUACCCAGCGCGCCUAAAUUCUUGGCCUCCGAGUCUGGAACAUCGGAACCCAAAGGUAGCGGGAGCGGGUUCCCAUAUGGAGUCAUCGUUGGAAUUCUCAUGAUCUUCUUCGGGGUAGUGCUGAUAUGUCCUUGGUGCAUAUGGCGCAGGAGAAUCAGAUGUACGCUACGACCAGAAGCCCCCCGUGCAGCGCGAACCCGGCGGCCUGCAAGUAUCUUGUCCUUUGACGACGCGAUGUUCGAAUUAUAUCAGGCUAGGCGCGAUUCUCGUCGUGCGUUCCGGCCUGCAUCGCACCUCCCCUCGCUUCCUCGAACUUCAGCCGGAGGACAGAGUGCUAGCCCAACACUCAUCUCACCCCCUUCUCCACCUCGAAACUUCACAACAACGAAAUUUUUUCCUCCUGAGGGAGAGGCCAGCGAAUGUCCUAUUUGCCUCAAUGACGUUGAUUCGGCCGAUAUGGUGGAAGGCGCGCCUUGUGGGCAUCGCCUCUGUACCGUAUGCAGAGAUACGCUGAUCGGGAUCGCCAGUCGAAAGGGAGAGACCGCUCGCUGUCAUGCUUGCCGUCACCCGUACAAGCGCCAUUAACAGUAUUUUUGACGCUAAUUAAGUACAUUCCAUGGAGUCAUUCUAUUUUCCGGGAUAUUGGGGCUGAAAAGACAGAUAAUUUGGACAUUCCUGUUGAUCUAACUGAGACUUUGUAGCGUUGCCUGUAUACCCUCACUUCUAGGAGUUUCCCACUGUAUCCGCUAAUCGAGUAACAGAUGCUGAAUGUAUUUUAACAUCAUGAAACAAUGUAUGAUUAGAUGCAC
Cantharellus anzutake is the source of this 1097-nucleotide messenger RNA. RefSeq lists its product as uncharacterized. The record is from RefSeq and is a predicted model, not a curated record. The transcript has 5 exons. The coding region runs from base 262 to 873 and encodes 203 amino acids. Gene Ontology annotation, molecular function: metal ion binding. NCBI's taxonomy places the organism in Eukaryota, Fungi, Basidiomycota, Agaricomycetes, Cantharellales, Hydnaceae.